Messenger RNA from Pichia kudriavzevii, 681 nucleotides. RefSeq lists its product as uncharacterized. The record is from RefSeq and is a predicted model, not a curated record. The coding region runs from base 1 to 681 and encodes 226 amino acids. The transcript has a single exon. NCBI's taxonomy places the organism in Eukaryota, Fungi, Ascomycota, Pichiomycetes, Pichiales, Pichiaceae.
AUGGAUCUGAGCAAUUUGUCGAACAACCUCCCUCUGUACCAAGAGCCAUCUGAGGAUGCUAUAAAUGAAAUAAGUAAGGAACUCUCUGACGAGUUCAAAUUGGGUGCCAGAUCUAUAGCCGCAUUAUACAGAUUGUCAAAUACUAAAAACAGCUUGUUAAUUGCCAAGGGAUACUUGGACUGCUUGAAUGACUUCUCAAGACUUUUAGAAGGCGAUCAAAUCACUAGUCUAAGUGAGCUGAAGGAGCUAAUCAAUACGAAAAAGAAGGACUUGUCUCCCAGUCAGUCCAAUUCAGGACAGAAAAAGCAGGAAAAGUUUGAAAAUAAGCACAAAGGUUCAGAGAUCAGCAUAGAAGAACAAACCUCAUUUCCGCCUUUGGCUGAUAAUUCAUUUAGGUUUACCUUUAAUGAUCCAACAAAUCUUCAAUUCAAACCCUCAACACUGUCUUCAUUUACAAAUACAGAGACAAUUAAAAAUCAAGAGAAUCACACCAAAGGUAAGAAGUAUACGGUUAAAGCAAGCCCUGGUAGUAUAACAUACCACUCUAACUCAUCUUCUGAUGAGGAAGUCGCUGAAACUGACGACGACGAUGCGUCCUUUGAUGACACACUGAAUAUUUUUGCCAAAAGAAAAUUGCAUGCCCAUACAUCAAGCAAGAAGAAACAAAAACACACAGAAUAA